AUGCGCUCUGUGAAGACUUCUCUCGCGGCUGUGGCAAUUUUGCUAGCUUCAGCCUCUGCUACCGACCCACCCACUGUCACCGUCAAGAACGGGUCCUACUACGGCGUAUACCAGCCCACCUACGACCAGGAUCUCUUCCUUGGAAUGCCCUACGCGCAGCCUCCCGUUGGUGAUCUCCGUUUUCGUAACCCCGAGCCUCUGAACACGACGUGGACGGACUCCAAGAACGCAACCGAGUACUCUCCGGAAUGCUACGGCUACGGCAGCGACCAGUGGGUGUUGGGCAACGUUGUCUCGGAGGACUGCUUAACCAUCAAUGUGGUGCGCCCAAGCGGCAUCUCUAAAGACGCCAAGCUUCCUGUGGGCUUUUGGAUCCACGGAGGCGGUUUGGCUCAGGGUGGCAACCGUGACCCUCGCUACAACUUCUCGUACAUCAUCGAUGAGGCUACCAAGGCGGGCAAGCCGUUCAUUGGUGUGAGCAUCAACUACCGAUUGCACGGCUUCGGCUUCCUGUGGGGAAGCACUGUCGAGGAGGCUGGCGUAACGAACCUGGGCUUCCGUGACCAGCGUCUGGCGCUGCACUGGGUGCAGGAGAACAUCGCCGCUUUCGGCGGUGACCCGGACAAGGUCACGAUCUGGGGUGAAAGCGCCGGCGGCUGGAGUGUUGGCUACCAGCUCUUAGCUUACGGCGGCCGUGACGACGGGCUGUUCCGUGGUGCAAUCAUGCAGUCUGGAGCUCCAGCAUCUUCGAGCUACGCGAAUGCUUCUUCCUGGGACGUGUACUACAACAAUAUCACCUCGGCCGCCAAUUGCAGCUCUGUCACUGACACGCUCGACUGUCUGCGUCAGGUGCCGGUCGAUGCGCUUUCAUCGAUCUUUAACAGCUCCGUGGCUGCGUCCGCCUCCUUCCGUCCUGUCAUCGACGGCGACUACCUCCAAGACACAGGCGCCAAUCUUCUGCGCGACGGGAAGUUUGUGCACGUGCCGAUCCUUCACGGUGCAAACCACGAUGAAGGAUCCGCGUUCGGUACGUGGGGCAUCAACUCAACCGACGAGUUCCUGGAUUACCUAGUGGCAAUGGGGAAUACCGCCGAAGAGGCUGAGAUUCUCGCGGCAGUCUACCCAGAUAUCCCGGAGCUUGGCAUCCCCGGUACAUUGCACGGCCGUCCGCCUGUGGAUUCCCUAGCUGGUUCCCAGUUUAAACGCGUCUGCGCCUAUGCUGGAGACGCCUACAUGCACGCUCCCCGCCGCUACACGGCCGAAGCGUGGGCAGCCUACAACGUCACGAGCUACAGCUACGUCUUCAACGUGUUAGUCAAUGGACUGUCACAAUACGUGGGCGCCACGCACUUCCAGGAGAUCGCCUUCGUGUUCUACAAUCUCGAUGGUAACGGAUACGAUAACGCCGUCGCCGUCAACCCGUUCCUGAACCAGCCCGAGACGUUCACCCAACUCGCGCGUAUGAUGACUCGCAUGUGGUCGAGCUUCAUUGUGGACCAGACGCCCAACAACAACGGCGUCACGGCCUUGAAGUGGCCGGAGUACACUACCGAGGAUCCGAAGAACAUCGUCUUCGACGUGAAUGUGACGGAGCAGGCCUAUCUCGAGCCGGACACCUACCGUGGGGAGGCCAUUGCCUACUUGCACAGCAAGUAUUUCGAGUAAACCGGCCAACUGUAGGGGCAGAUGAAAGUGCUAAUGUUGCGAAGGAC
Molecule: messenger RNA, 1712 nt
Organism: Phytophthora nicotianae INRA-310
Lineage: Eukaryota; Oomycota; Peronosporomycetes; Peronosporales; Peronosporaceae
Exons: 1
Coding region: 1-1665 (554 amino acids)
Source: RefSeq, a predicted model, not a curated record